UCUGGCAACCAUGUGAACACUUGUUCUGAGGGCGCUUCAUGAUGGCUGCGAGUUGGUGAGAAAGUCGGAUGUUUUAAUCGGACUGUCGAUCAAAAAUGCCCGGUUUGAGAGAACUUGGCUUAGCUGGAGCUGCUCUGACACUAACAGGAGGCGUCGCUUAUUUUGUCUGGAGUUUGCGAGACACGGAGAAAAGACGCAAAGUAGAGAAAGUGACAUUAACGCAGGAUUUACACGCAGAUAAAGAAGAAAAGUUAGAAACAAGGAGCAAGGAAUCAGCACGAGAAGUCGCCAGUGUCACUCAGAAGGGACAGUCAGGAGGUUGUCAGGUGUUGGUGUUGGGUUUGGAUGGUGCCGGCAAGUCGAGUCUUCUUCAAUGCUUUGUGACUGGCAGCACAGAGCAGGAAGUUUCACCCACUCAGGGGUUCCAUGCUGUGUCUAUCAACAGAGAAGGGCUGCACAUCGAGUUUCUUGAGAUUGGUGGUGAGGAGAAGCUCCGCGAAUACUGGCCCAUGUAUCUGAAGAAGGCUCGGGUGUUGGUGUUUGUACUGGACGCGGCCGAUUCGGAACGCUUUCCUCUGGCUAAAGCCAGCCUGCACCGGAUGCUGGACUCUGAGCCUUAUCUACCGCUGGUUCUGCUCGCUAAUAAACAGGACCUCCCAGGUGCAUGUGGGGUGACGGAUCUGUACGAGUCGAUGGCGUUGGGUUCAGCAGGCGAAGGCCGUAAGCUGUGUGUUUUGGGCACGCAGGUUCUGAAAGGCUCAUCCGAUGCUCAUCCCAGUGUUCAGGACGCUUAUGAGCUCAUCAUGGAGAUGAUGAACAGUAAAUCUGUCUAAUAUCAGCCUUACUGAUGCUGAUUGUUUGUUCUUUGUUAGUUGAGUUUAACGAAUGUCUAAAUGAAUCAGGGCUAUUUUGUCACCAAAGACAUUCCUUAAGCAGAAAGCACUUGAACAUAAUCUUUCAGGGUUUAUUCUUGCAUCAGUAUUUAAGGACACUAAAGCGACAUUUCUUUUGAUGUUUUUAACUGUGGUUUAAUUUAGUCUAAGCCAUAUAGUGUGGCUUAGAUGGUAGAUGUUCUUAGAUGUUUAACUAGUGCAAUUUUCUGAACACUGUGUUAAUACAGUAAUGACUGUUAUGGAUGGAUGUGUUUAACAUGGAUGUGAUACACAGACAAUUUUAUUUGUUUCUUUUUGUAAUAUUACUAUAUCCUGUAUAGAUGUUGUUUUGAUUCUUAAAGCAAUAUAUUUGUUGGAUUCUGACUCUUCUAUCCAAUAAAAAGUUUAAAUAUCUGA
Messenger RNA from Tachysurus vachellii, 1289 nucleotides. RefSeq names its product ADP-ribosylation factor-like 9 (gene arl9). Gene Ontology annotation, molecular function: GTP binding; GTPase activity. Lineage: Eukaryota; Metazoa; Chordata; Actinopteri; Siluriformes; Bagridae. The transcript is spliced from 4 exons. The coding region runs from base 96 to 833 and encodes 245 amino acids. The record is from RefSeq and is a predicted model, not a curated record.